Molecule: messenger RNA, 219 nt
Organism: Microthlaspi erraticum
Lineage: Eukaryota; Viridiplantae; Streptophyta; Magnoliopsida; Brassicales; Brassicaceae
Source: the annotation of a GenBank genome assembly
AUGGCGCGUAAUCGGGAGGGUUUGGUUUUGUUGCUCGAUGUAGGCCCUGCGAUGCAUAGUAUACUCGAUGAUGUUGAAAAGACUUGUUCAUUGCUUCUGCAAAAGAAGUUGAUUUACAACAAGUUUGAUGAAGUCGGAAUUGUUGCCUUUGGAACUGAAGCAACCGAUAACGAGCUUGCUAGAGACAUACAGGUGGAUAUGAGAACGUCACCGUUUUAA